Myripristis murdjan (pinecone soldierfish) is the source of this 1220-nucleotide messenger RNA. RefSeq names its product ADP-ribosylation factor-like protein 6. The record is from RefSeq and is a predicted model, not a curated record. Lineage: Eukaryota; Metazoa; Chordata; Actinopteri; Holocentriformes; Holocentridae. Gene Ontology annotation, molecular function: GTP binding; GTPase activity. The transcript has 9 exons. The coding region runs from base 211 to 843 and encodes 210 amino acids.
UAGGAUUAGCUCUCCCAAGCUGGGAUACCCAGCCGGCUACCUCUGGGUAGAACCACACUCUAGCAAUCGCUUUUUUAUUCUGUGAUGUUUGCCUCCAUGAGAAACUGUAAAACAAUUCAGUUUGAUUUAGAGUAAUCUGACUAUCCAUGGGGUGGUGUGCUGCAGGAAUUUACAUGGUAUAGCACAGUGUGAGGGUGUUAACUGAGUCUAAUGGGGCUGCUGGAUAAACUGUCGGGCUGGCUCGGCCUGAGGAAGAAAGAGGUGAAUAUUUUGUGUUUGGGACUGGACAACAGCGGAAAAACUACCAUCAUCAAUCAACUCAAGCCGGCUAAUCAUUCGUGUCAAUUAGGCCCAUUGUCAGAGGAAUGGCAACAUGCUAGUAAGACACAGGCACAAGAAAUAGUCCCGACGAUCGGCUUCAACAUUGAAAAGUUCAAGAGCUCAAGCUUGUCCUUUACAGUGUUUGACAUGUCUGGGCAGAGCAGAUACAGAAACCUAUGGGAGCAUUACUACAAAGAGAGUCAAGCCAUCAUAUUUGUCAUAGACAGCGGUGACAAAUUGAGAAUGGUCGUUGCCAAAGAGGAACUAGACACUCUUCUCAGCCACCAAGAUAUUCGCAGCAGGAGGAUGCCAGUGCUGUUCUUUGCUAACAAGACAGACCUGCAGGACGCCAUGUCUUCCGUCAAGGUCUCCCAGCUGCUGUGUUUGGAGAACAUCAAAGACAAACCCUGGCAUAUCUGUGCCAGUAAUGCGAUCAAAGGAGAGGGCCUACAGGAAGGGGUGGACUGGCUUCAAGAACAAAUUACACAAUCAUAUCAAAACAAUGAAGACAUGAAUUCAUAGAAUUCCUGUGGCCAUGGAUAUGGAUGUGUUUGCUGGAUCUCAUUCACCACUGGGAGAAAGUACCUAUCCCUUGGAAUGAUAUAGGCCUUAAACCAUCAUGACAAACAGUCUAGUACUUCAUGCUGUAGAUAAAUGAUAGUGUGUGCUGCCACUUUCAAACAGUGUUUUACUGGCAUAAGCCCUCCAUGUGGGCUUCAAGUCAAUUACAGAAACAUGUGAAACAACCUUAUUGUUAUUACUGUAUAACAUUUCUGUUCGAAGUUGCUUGUUUUCUAUGCCAUGAAAUGUGCUGUAAUAAUUUAUGAGACUGAAUUAUUCUGAAAAUCCUUCAGUGCUGAACAUGCCUGGAUGAUAAUAAAGGCUUGAUAUUUGCUCAA